UCUGAUCCAACUGUUUGAAAUUUCCUUCACCUAAUUUCGCUGCAAAGCUUCUCUGGCAGGCAGAUUUGAACGAUUCCUUCCGUCAACGCAAAACCAUCCGGAUUUGCUUGUAGGGUAAACAACGUCGGUUGAUUUGAUCGAAAGCCCUUUACUUUUUGGAAGGGAAAGUAGGGUUCUUGGUGAAGACGAUGGAGGCCAUUAGCAGGGCGAGCUUGUUUCAGUCGUCGAAUCGUGUAAUCAGAGAUGAAAGUAUCGUUUCCGUGUUCCCGAGCAGAUGGAGGGGUGUGAGACUGAAGCCUGUGAAGCUCAGAUCUUCGAUUUCUUUGUCAAGGAGUGAUUUUUAUGGCAAGAGGAUCGUGGCGACCCGAUCUGAGGGCAUCCCGAGGAGACCCAGCUCCCGGGCCUUUUCUGUUGAUGCCCAGAUGAUACAGGGCAACCUAGGGCUUGCAAAAGCCCAGAAAUGGUGGGAGAAGGGCCUGCAGCCGAACAUGAGGGAGGUGACUGGUGCACAGGAUCUUGUAGACUCUCUGCUAAAUGCAGGGGAUAAGCUCGUGGUCGUGGAUUUCUUCUCGCCGGGGUGCGGUGGCUGUAAGGCUCUGCACCCGAAGAUAUGCCAGCUGGCGGAGAUGAACCCGGAUGUUCAGUUCCUUCAGGUGAACUAUGAGCAGCACAAGUCCAUGUGCUACAGCCUCAAUGUUCAUGUCCUGCCCUUCUUCCGGUUUUAUAGAGGAGCUCAGGGGAAGGUUUGCAGCUUUAGCUGCACCAAUGCUACGAUCAAGAAGUUCAAGGAUGCAUUGGCUAAGCACUCUCCUGACCGAUGCAGCCUUAGCCCCACAAAGGGUCUGGAAGAGAAGGAGCUCCUCGCCCUAUCUGCCAACAGGGACUUGUCCUUUACCUACACACUAAAAUCGGUUCCUGUUCCUGAGCAGGAGGCAGCUGUUCCAGAACCAGCACCAUCUCACCCAAACUCGGACACUCAGCUUCCACUUCCUCUGGGAGGUCUACCGUCUGCUCAAGAGUCCAAGGAGAAGAGGACUCUAGUCAAUUCGGGGAGAUAAUGCGGGACAGUUUUUAAACAGUCCCCUUCAUCUACGUGACUCCCCUGUACAGUCUUAUUUUUUUCACGUGCUUGUAUCACUAGGUACGGUGCCCCUAGUAAGCUCACCGAGGAGUUGCAGGCUUCUGGAUUUAUUUUUUGGGUCCAAGCUUGCUUGAAUAGUGGGGCUUAAGAUAAAUUAGGUAGGCUUGUUUCCUAUUUCCUGUUUUAAUUAGAAUGAGGAAUGCCAAUUGUGGCCCUGCUGUAUAUCUAUAUGUUCCAGUUGUGUUUUCUGAUUCUACUAUCAAAAGGAUCAUGUUCAGUGUAAGCAAAGUUUUUGCUUCCUGUUCGCUGGCAUUGAUGUAUGGAAUGGAGAAUAUUAAGUUAUCGACAUUUUAAGCUGGUAUCGUGAGAUUUGUGGAA
Molecule: messenger RNA, 1459 nt
Organism: Punica granatum (pomegranate)
Lineage: Eukaryota; Viridiplantae; Streptophyta; Magnoliopsida; Myrtales; Lythraceae
Source: RefSeq, a predicted model, not a curated record